Messenger RNA from Moneuplotes crassus, 1024 nucleotides. The record is from the annotation of a GenBank genome assembly. NCBI's taxonomy places the organism in Eukaryota, Ciliophora, Spirotrichea, Euplotida, Euplotidae.
AAAUAAACAUAAUGGCUUCUAUCCUGAAUUUUGCUUCGGAUCUGAAUGAACAGAGCAGCAGCCUACUAGACUCGUUUGCUCGCUCCACUAUUACUUGUCUUAAUUUCUCUGAAGAACCUAAACCCCACCAUAACCAACAAGAAGAAGAUAAACUAUCUAUUGAAAGAGAUAACAGCUUUGAGCAGGAUGUCGGGGAAGAACUGUUCCAUUACGACCCUAACAUGCCGGAUGAAGAAGACGAUCUCUCCUUUGAUCGUAGCGCAAGUACCAACGAAAAUUCCCAUGAAAGCUCGAGAGGAGAUGACAAAAGACAUCAGAGCCAGCAAUCUUCUACAGAUGCUAAUGAAGAGAACCAGUCAAAUUCUGAAGAAGAUAAACAACAGGAACAGAAAAAUGAAGAUGAGCCUAUGAAUAAUGGUCGUGAUUACUCACAAUCUGAUCAUCUCAUGAGACCUGAUAAUGUCAGAAAAGCAACCAUCAGGGCUUUAAAUAAGAUUCUGAAGACUUAUAUUGAUGAAUCUUUGAUUGAGUAUAAAUAAAAUUACCAAGAUCAAUCUCAAGAAGAAGUUCUCUCAAAGAAGAGUAGAGACGUAUAACUUCAUUAAAGAUCGCAUCUCCAGAAUUAUAGACAAUACCACAUCCCCUGAAAUAUCCGAAAGGAAAUAUAAAGGCAUUUAUGCUAUUUUAUUUCAUAUGUGUCUUAGAAAGAAGAACCCAAUGGACUCCAUGAUCAGCUUCUCUAAUAAAUCUGAAAUGAAAUCUGUCGAAAGAGAGCUUCUGAAAUAUAUCAAGCAAGGCCAGUCCUAUACUAAGGCCGAUGGAGAAUUCUGUUUUAAUCACAUACUUAUGAAAACUGCCAAAAGACUAUAUUUUGGAAAUGUCGAAUAUAGAGAGGUAUUCAAACAGCAAGCCCUAAAUACCAACAAAAAGGCCGGAAUCAUCGAUCCAGAAGGAUACUUCAACCGCUUGGAAGAAGAAAUCAAUAGAAUCCCAGAAUAUUUAUAAUUGUUAUUAUAAAUUUCCC